Moneuplotes crassus is the source of this 2815-nucleotide messenger RNA. The record is from the annotation of a GenBank genome assembly. Lineage: Eukaryota; Ciliophora; Spirotrichea; Euplotida; Euplotidae.
AUGUAUCUAGCAGUUGUCCGGAAUGCCCAAAAAGCAGCUAAGGAAGAGAUAAACAAAAAUAAUCCAAACCAAAACAAACGUGGCAACCCCAUGGGCAGGAUAUUUGAUCAGUACAAUGAAGUGGAAAAGGAAAGUGAAGAGGACUCACAGCGGAAAAGCUCACAAAAGGACAUCAAAAUGGGCGACCUCACUCCUCGAGACCUCCAAUUGCCCAAAGAGGAAGAAGUCAGAAUGGAUUUAGACAAACUUUUAUGGACAACAGAUAAACCAGCUGAAGAGCAAGAUGAAGGACCUAUAGAUCAAGAAGACGGUGAGAAAUCAUUCAAAUCAACCAAGACUCCAGUGGCUACUCAAAAGAUGGAUACUCUGACUCCAAAUUAUAUGAAUCCACUGCGAAACAACAGGAAGAAGGACACCUCGCCUGAGGAAGGUUCCCUUGAACCGAGCCAGAAUUUGCAGCCUAAAGCAACUAUUAGAAGAAUGGAGACAAAGACUGCUAACUCAAAGUCAAAAUCAGGAGGUUCAAAAUUCUUCAAAAUUGCUAAAUAAGUUCCUAAAGAAGGACGAAGAUAAAGACGAUGAUGAAAGCCGCAUAGAAGACAUCUUCGACUGGAAAUGCGACUCUUAUUCAGAAGCUGAGGAGCAUAAACAUAAUGAUAAAGCCUUCCUCAUGAUGUCUGAGGAGGACAAACAAGCUCGGGUAGAGGAACUGUGGGGGAAAUGCAUCCGGACUGCCACUAAGGGCGCUCUCAUAAUUGACAGGUUCAACUUUCUCAAAAGUAGAGUAUACACAUUUGGAGGAAGCAAGAAUACCAAAUAUGAGAGAUACAUCAAGAUUAAGGAUAGCCAGAAGGUGCCUUUCUGGUGUAUCAUGCCGACAUCUCCAUUCAAAAUAAUCUGGAACAUCACAAUAAUCUUCUUACUGCUAUGGACUGCUAUUGUAGUACCCUACCAAACUGCAUUUAUUGAUGAAACCCCACUUGGAAUGUUUAUCUUCAGUUUAUUCUUAGAUUUCCUGUUCAUCCUAGACCUGGGGAUCAACUUCAUAAGUGCUGUCGAGCUCCCUGAUGACCAAGUAGAUGUCAGGUUCAAGGCCAUAGCCAUGGCCUACAUCAAGGGCUGGUUCUUCAUAGAUGCAACUGCUUGAAUUCCCUUCCAACUCGUUGAAUUAUUCAUCUCAAGUAACAGUGAAGGAGGCUAUAAUAAGCUCUUAAGACUUGCUAGACUUCCCAGGCUUUAUAGACUCAUGAGAAUUUUGAGGAUCUUUAAGAUGUCAAAAAUCUUCAAGAACAACAAAACUUUCAUGGCUAUCAUUAAAAUAAUCAAAAUGAAUGAAGGAGUCAUGAAGCUCAUCAAAGUUGCAAUGGCAACGCUCUUGUUGGUCCACCUGAUGACUUGAUUCUGGUUCUUGUUUGCCAAAUUCUCAGAUUUUGAUCCAGACACUUGGGUUUUCAGAGUUGAUAUUCGAGACUCACAUCAUUGGCAACAAUACUUAAUAUCUUGCUAUUGGGCCUUCCAGACAUUGACAACAGUAGGGUUUGGAGACGUAGGUUCCAAAACAAACAUCGAGAUAAUGGUCUGAUGCAUCUGGAUGAUCUUUGGAGUUGGGUUCUAUUCAUUCAUCAUUGGCAACCUCUCCUCAAUUAUGAACGAAAUCGAUGAGAAAGCUGCCAAGCUACAGGACAAAAUCAAUGCGCUUGAUGACUUUGCACGAAGAACAAAACUUCCUUCAGUCACAGUCGCAAAAAUAAAGAGGUUCUUUGUCAACAACCAAGAGGCAGACUUAGAUGUAAUUGAUCCGAGUCUUCUUGAAGGGUUCCCUAUCUCCAUCAGAGCUGAUAUAAUGUACCAUACUCAUAUGGAGAUUAUUGAGAAAAUCGGAUUUCUCAAAGCUACCAAGAAAAACCUUCUUUGGAGCAUCUUGCCCUGCAUGAAACCCAUGAGAUUUUACGAAAAAGAUUAUAUCUACAGACAACAAGAGCAGUCAAUGGAGGUGGUAUUCCUCUAUGAGGGAGAAGUCACCAUGUAUAUGGAUAUCAACGACCAGAUCAAUGGAGAGAGCAAGCUGAUUGCCUUCAAUAAGUACAAAGCAGGGUCUUAUUUCGGGGACUCUGACAUAUUCUGCUCACAGCUCAGAGAUUCUAAUGCCAUGUGCCUCCAAGAUGUCAACGCCUUAGUACUAUCCAAGAAAGACCUUGAGACAGUUAUCGGGAAGGACAAAUAAAACUGGAGACAAGAUGGCCUUGCUAGCUUACAAAAGAGCCAACGUGCAUGCCUCGAGAAUGAUAGACGCCCUAGUAAAGGAAGAUAGAGUCUACGAAUUUGUACACAGAGUUUACCCAGAGAUGAACAUAAAGCGAAACACAGCUUGCGAUUUCCUCCGAGAAUACAUUCAGAAUUAUAUCAAGAAUAAGCAUGACAAGCUCACGCCUAACGAGAAGCAAAUUCUUGCAGCUUUUAAUAAAGAGAAUAAGAUGAUUUCCACAAAGAAAGUAGUUGAGGAAGACUCAGCUACUAAUAUCCCAACAAUUGAGGAGUACAAGGAGAUGGAAAAGCUUAAAUAUAACAGAGAGAUGGCCAAAUACCAACCUGGGCUCGCUAAGAUUAGGAAGACUGCUAAAAGUAUCCAAUCGGCCACUCUUAAGAUCAAGGCAAAUAACACCCCAAGCGCCUCACACUCAAAACUACACGAGAUCACCCAAACAUCCUCUCUGAUCGCCCAAAAAAAUGAGAGCAUCGAAGAGACGCUCUACAGGCUCCUGGUCAGGCUUGACCAAGCCAAGUCAUCACUUGCCUAAACCUUCAAUUUCACUCA